AUGCAAAAGCUCCAUAGAUCAUUAAGUCAAACUAAAAAAUGGGAUAUUAUACAAAAAAAAUAUUUUAAUAUAAAAUUUAAAGAAUUACAACAUAGAAAUUUUGUUGUUCCAACUGUUCGUACAUUACAACGUCAAUUAGCUGCUGGUGUUAAAAAGGCACAAUCUCAAAGAAAUAAAGAUGAUGUAAUUCAUCCAAUUCCUCCAACAUUAGAUGAAAAUUGUCGCGACAAACAAAAUAUUAAACCUGAUUUUUACGAAACAUCAAAUCAAAUUACAUCACAAAGAAAAAAGGUAACAAUUGGAGAGUUAAAAUAA
Molecule: messenger RNA, 315 nt
Organism: Lodderomyces pseudojiufengensis
Lineage: Eukaryota; Fungi; Ascomycota; Pichiomycetes; Serinales; Debaryomycetaceae
Exons: 2
Coding region: 1-315 (104 amino acids)
Source: RefSeq, a predicted model, not a curated record